CCCCGGCCCCGCCCGCCCCUCCCGGUACCGUGCUCCACCAUGAUGAAGUUUCGGUUCCGGCGGCAGGGUGCCGACCCGCACCGGGACCGCAUCCGGCACGACUUGUUUGCCUUCAGUAAGACAGUGGAGCACGGCUUCCCCAGCCAGCCCAGCGCCUUGGCCUACGACCCUGUCCUGCGUGUGAUGGCCAUCGGCACCAAGGCUGGAGCUGUGAAGCUAUAUGGCGCGCCAGGCGUGGAGCUGACGGGCUUGCACAAGGAGACAGCCACUGUCACCCAGCUGCACUUCCUCCCUGGCCAGGGCUGGCUCCUGUCCCUGCUGGAUGACAACACGCUGCACCUCUGGGAGGUGUGCCAGAAGGAUGGAUGCUCCCACCUGGAAGAGACCCACAGCUUCGGCCUCCCGGGACGCCCAGGGUGCUCUCCUGGCAUCACCCGGGUGACAGUGGUCCUGCCCACAUCCUCCUGUGCAGUGGCCUGCCUGGGUACCGAGGGUGGUGCCGUGUAUUUCCUCGCCCUGCCCACGCUGGUGCUGCUGGAGGACAAAACCCUCUUCCCGGAUGAGGUCCUGCAGAGUGUGCCCGAUGAGUAUCGCUGCGGGAAGGCGCUGGGACCGGUGGAGUCCAUCCAGGAGCAUCCGCGCGACGGCGGCCGGCUCCUCAUCGGGUACAGCCGGGGGCUGGUGGUGCUUUGGGAGCAGAGCACACGUGUGGUCCAGCACCUCUUCCUUGGGAACCAGCAGUUGGAGAGCCUGGCUUGGGAGCAGAGCGGGAAGAGCAUGGUCAGCUCCCACAGCGAUGGGGGGUACAUGGUGUGGGCCGUGAGCGGUGCCGGACAGAAGAGCCAGCAGCCCGUCAUGUCCACCAUCCCCUAUGGUCCAUUCCCUUGCAAAGCCAUCAGCAAAAUCCUCUGGCGGACCUGCGAGUCGGGGAACCCCUUCAUCAUCUUCAGCGGGGGGAUGCCGCGGGCCAGCUAUGGGGACCGGCACUGUGUGAGCGUGCUGCAGGGCCAGACCCUGGCCACGCUCGACUUCACCUCCCGUGUCAUCGACUUCUUCACCGUGCACAGCCCCGAGGUGCCCGAGGGAGGCUUUGAGAACCCCCGUGCCCUCGUGGUGCUGGUGGAGGAAGAGCUGGUGGCCAUCGACCUGCAGACCCCGGGCUGGCCGACCAUCCCUGCCCCGUACCUGGCGCCGCUCCACUCCUCCGCCAUCACCUGCUCCUGCCACGUCUCCAACGUGCCCCUCAAGCUUUGGGAGAGGAUCAUCAGUGCCGGCGAGCAGCAGAGCCCCCGGCUCUCCUCUGCGGCUUGGCCCAUUGAUGGGGGGAAGAACCUGGCGCAGGAGCCUACGCAAAGGGGGCUUCUCCUCACGGGGCACGAGGACGGCACGGUGCGGUUCUGGGAUGCUUCUGGGGUCUCCCUGAAGCCCCUCUACAAGCUGGGCACCGCCAGCAUCUUCCAGACCGACUGCGAGCACAACGACAGCCUCAACCAGGCGGGCGAGGAGGAGUGGCCGCCCUUCCGCAAGGUGGGCUGCUUUGAUCCCUACAGUGACGACCCACGCCUGGGGGUGCAGAAGAUUGCUCUGUGCAAGUACACGGCCAAGAUGGUGGUGGCUGGGACAGCGGGGCAGGUGCUGGUGAUGGAGCUGAGCGACGAGAAGUCGGAGCACGCCGUGAGCGUGGCCACCGUGGACCUGCUGCAGGACCGCGAGGGCUUCACUUGGAAGGGCCACGACCGGCUGGCCCCAAGGAACGGCCCCUUGCCCUUCGCCCCCGGCUUCCAGCCCAGCGUCCUGGUGCAGUGCGUGCCCCCCGCCGCCGUCACCGCCGUCACCCUCCACUCCGAGUGGAACCUCGUGGCCUUCGGCACCAGCCACGGCUUUGGGCUCUUCGACUAUUACCGGCGCAACCCCGUCCUGGCCAGGUGUACGCUGCACCCCAACGACUCCUUGGCCAUGGAGGGGCCCCUGUCCCGCGUGAAGUCCCUCAAGAAGUCCCUGCGGCAGUCGUUCCGCCGCAUCCGCAAGAGCCGGGUGUCGGGCAAGAAGAGGCUCAGCACCGGCAGCCCCUCCAGCAAGGUCCAAGAGGCCAAUGCUCAGCUGGCGGAGCAGGCAGGGCCCCCCGAGGUGGAGAUGACGCCGGUGCAGCGCCGCAUCGAGCCGCGCUCCGCCGAUGACUCCCUCUCCGGGGUCGUGCGGUGCCUUUACUUCGCUGACACCUUCCUCCGAGACGCUGCCCACCAUGGCCCCACGAUGUGGGCAGGGACCAACUCGGGCUCGGUGUUCGCCUACGCCCUGGAGGUGCCGUCGCAGGAGAAGUUCUCGGAGCGGGCGGUGGAGGCGGUGCUGGGGAAGGAGAUCCAGCUCAUGCACCGUGCGCCCGUGGUGGCCAUCGCGGUGCUGGACGGGAGGGGGAACCCCCUGCCUGAGCCCUAUGAGGUCUCGAGGGACCUGGCCAAGGCCCCUGACAUGCAGGGGAGCCACUCCAUGCUCAUCUCCUCUGAGGAGCAGUUCAAGGUGUUCACCCUGCCCAAAGUGAGCGCCAAGACCAAGUUCAAGCUGACGGCCCACGAAGGGUGCCGGGUGCGGAAGGUGGCCCUGGUGAGCCUGGCGAGCGCCAGCUCCGAGGAGCGGCUGGAGAACUGCCUGGCCUGCCUCACCAACCUGGGCGACAUCCACAUCUUCACCGUGCCCAGCCUCCGGCCGCAGGUCCACUACGGCUGCAUCCGCAAGGAGGACAUCAGCGGCAUCGCCUCCUGCGUCUUCACCAAGCACGGGCAGGGUUUCUACCUGAUCUCGCCAUCCGAGUUCGGGCGCUUCUCGCUGAGCGCCAGGAACGUGACGGAGCCGCUGUGCCGGCUGGAGGUCGCCCGGCUCCAGGACACCUCGUGCCUCAGCAACAGCUCGAUGGCAACGCCGAAGCUGCCGCAAGCCAACGGUACCCACGUCCCGCGCAGCCCCGAGGGACCGCGCUCCCCCACCAACAGUGACCGGUCCCCUGAGGAGCACCCGGCCGCCUUCUCGCCCAGCUCCAUCGAUUCCCCCAACAGCAGCAUGGAGAACCCGCUGGACACCACCGGGGACAUCACCGUGGAGGAAGUGAAGGAUUUCCUGGCAUCCUCAGAGGAAGUGGAGAGGAACCUGAGGAACGCCAGCGAGGACGAGGCCCGGUCCACGGGGAUCCUCAUCAAGUGAGGCAGCGCCAGCCUCCCUGACCCAUCUCAGUGCUCGGAUUCCCGGGAUGUGUGACUCGACUGGACCCCCCCGAGCCCCCUCCCCAUGUAACGUAGACUCGUCUCUUCUCUAACACCCACCCGCUCCCCCCUGCCCGGCCCCGGUCCCG
This is a messenger RNA of Pezoporus flaviventris, 3343 nucleotides long. It is a transcript of the gene LLGL1, whose product is annotated as LLGL scribble cell polarity complex component 1. Gene Ontology annotation, cellular component: plasma membrane; cytoplasm; cortical actin cytoskeleton. The record is from RefSeq and is a predicted model, not a curated record. The coding region runs from base 40 to 3195 and encodes 1051 amino acids. Gene Ontology annotation, biological process: regulation of Notch signaling pathway; cortical actin cytoskeleton organization; establishment of spindle orientation. NCBI's taxonomy places the organism in Eukaryota, Metazoa, Chordata, Aves, Psittaciformes, Psittacidae. The transcript has 23 exons. Gene Ontology annotation, molecular function: myosin II binding; GTPase activator activity.